Messenger RNA from Dendronephthya gigantea, 1491 nucleotides. RefSeq names its product fibrillin-1-like. The record is from RefSeq and is a predicted model, not a curated record. The transcript has 13 exons. Lineage: Eukaryota; Metazoa; Cnidaria; Anthozoa; Malacalcyonacea; Nephtheidae. Bases 1 to 1491 code for a protein of 496 amino acids. Gene Ontology annotation, molecular function: calcium ion binding.
AUGGGUACGUUUUCAUUCGACGUAAAAGAAAUGUGCUUUUACAGAAACGCUGAAUGUAUCAACACCCCAGGCAGUUAUCAAUGUCUUUGCAAGAAAGGAUAUUUUCACCAUGAAAAAAGGGCAACUUGUAUGGAAGCUAAUAAUUGCAAUUUACCACCUCACGACUGCCACCGGAAUGCUCACUGUAAAAGCCACAAGAGUGGGUAUACUUGUACUUGUAACAAAGGUUACACUGGAGAUGGAAAAGUUAGUUGCACGGAUAUAGACGAAUGCAAAGUCCCUGGUGUGUGUCGACCUCCCAAGAAACACUGCGAGAAUAUACCGGGAUCAUAUACAUGCAAUGCAUGUGAAAAAGGAUACAGUAAUUUGGGUGUUAAGUGUACAGGCAGCUAUCACUGCCUUUGUAAGAAAGGAUAUUUUCUUUCCGACAACGGUAAAGACUGUGUGAAAGUUGUCAAAAGUUGCAACAACACACCAAUGCUAUGCUCCGGUUGGAUGGAAGAGUGCGUCGAUGGAAACGAACCAGGAGAAUUCAAAUGUCAAUGCCAGGACGGAUUUGAGAUUUCUGAACGUGGUGGUUGUGUUGAUAAAAAUGAAUGUGUGAAUGGUGAAAAUAACUGCCAUCAGGAAGCGACAUGUCAUAACAGUGUCGGCCAAGCAAAAGAUGAAUGUGCGUUAAAACUCCAUAAAUGUCACAAAUACGCCCAAUGCUCAGACCGCAAAUUUGGAUACGUUUGCACCUGUCGACCUGGCUUUACUGGAAAUGGGAGAUAUUGCAUCGAUAUCAAUGAAUGUAAAGUUGCCAAAUCGCCAUGUCCUACACAUGCAAAGUGUAAGAAUAGUUUGGGAUCAUAUUCCUGUGUUUGUAAUCCAGGAUUUAUUAUGAAAGGAUCAAAAUGUACAGAUGUAGACGAAUGUGACGUUUCGCAACCGCCAUGUCAAUUUGCAAAUGCAAAGUGUAAGAAUAGUUUGGGAUCAUAUUCCUGUGUUUGUAAUCAAGGCUUUAUCUUGGAAAAGUCAAAAUGUACAGAUAUAAAUGAAUGUAGACUUCCCAAACCGCCAUGUCAUGAACAUGCAAAAUGUAGGAAUAGUUUUGGUUCAUAUUCGUGUGUUUGCAAGCGAGGCUUUAUCUUGAAGAAAUCAAAAUGUCAAGACAUUGACGAAUGUCGUGCUGGAACCGCUGCGUGUGAUGCUCGUGCUGAUUGUAUAAAUACACCAGGAAGAUUCAAAUGUGUAUGUAAAGAAGGAUAUUAUGGCCAGAGGGGGAAAAAUUGCGUUAAAAAAGACAUAAAUGAAUGCGAGAAUGGUAAACAUGACUGUCAUCAAGAUGCAAUAUGCAAAAACAAUCCUGGAAGUUUUUCGUGCGAGUGUGCAACUGGAUUUAAACAAUUUAGGAAUGGUAGACUCUGUCUGAAAGAGGAAGAGGAAGAAGAAGGUACAUGGAGGAGUAUAUUUGUGAUUUCUGCCAGUUGUACAACGUAUAGAAAAUAA